AUAAAAAAAAAGAAAAAUUAACACAACCCUCGCACCUGUCCCGCAUGGAGCUCUUGACCCCGAGCUAGGGUUCCCCCGCCGCCGGCGCUCCACGGCCGCCGUCGUCACCGCAACUCCGGCAGGAAGCAGUGUCCCCCCCCCCCCCCCCCCACGCGCCCCUCCUUUUCUCGCCUUGCAUCGCCCGCCUCUGCAUCCCCAUCAAGGACGGCGGCAACCUCUGCAUCCGCCGGCGACGAGCUCUGCUCUCCGGCCCCGCCGGCCGACCGUCGACCUCGUCCUUCCCACUUACAUCCACCUCGAGCUGGUCCUCCCCUCCGACGUCCACCUCGAGCUCGUCCUGCUCCACCUCCUCCGACGACCUCGUCCUCCCCAACGACCUGCUCCACGAUUCAGUCAAUGUCAUCGUCCUAGCUACGGCAACCAGCCCCUCGCCGGACCUCCGACUGGCUUAGUCCUGUGCCCCAGAACCACACUCGGCUCUGCUGUGUCUAGCUGCCAGCUGGCAGCCAUGGCCAUCGAGUGCCUCGUGCUAGGGGCGGGGCAGGAGGUGGGGAAGAGCUGCGUGGUGGUGACCAUCGGCGGGAAGCGUAUCAUGUUCGAUUGCGGCAUGCACAUGGGCCACCACGACUGCCAGCGGUACCCCGACUUCGCGCGCAUCCUUUCCGCCGCCCCAGGCGCCACCGACUUCACCUCUGCCAUCUCUUGUGUUGUCAUCACACACUUCCACUUGGAUCAUAUUGGGGCGCUGCCAUAUUUCACCGAGGUCUGCGGGUACAAUGGUCCAGUCUACAUGACGUACCCAACUAAGGCUUUAGCUCCAUUGAUGCUGGAAGAUUAUAGGAAAGUAAUGGUAGAUCACAGAGGGGAGGAAGAACAAUAUAGUUAUGACGAUAUUCAGCGUUGUAUGAAGAAAGUCAUACCUGUUGACUUGAAGCAAACCAUUCAAGUGGAUAGGGACCUUGUGAUCCGUGCCUAUUAUGCUGGACAUGUUCUAGGGGCUGCAAUGAUUUAUGCAAAAGUUGGAGAUGCUGCUAUGGUCUACACGGGGGAUUACAACAUGACACCAGACAGACAUCUUGGAGCAGCACAAAUCGAUCGUCUGAAGUUGGACCUCUUAAUAACAGAGUCUACAUACGCUAAAACUGUACGUGACUCAAAGCAUGCCCGCGAGAGGGAGUUCUUAAAAGCGGUCCAUAAAUGUGUUUCUGGAGGAGGUAAAGUUCUGAUUCCGGCAUUUGCUUUGGGAAGAGCUCAGGAGCUAUGCAUAUUACUGGAUGACUAUUGGGAAAGGAUGAACUUGAAGAUUCCUAUCUAUUUCUCAGCUGGUUUAACCAUUCAAGCUAACAUGUACUAUAAGAUGCUUAUUGGAUGGACUAGCCAAAAGAUCAAGGACAGCUACACAGUUCACAACCCGUUUGACUUCAAGCAUGUUUGCCACUUUGAGCGUUCAUUCAUCAACGAUCCUGGACCCUGUGUACUUUUUGCAACACCUGGUAUGAUUAGUGGUGGAUUUUCACUUGAGGUGUUUAAGAGAUGGGCUCCAUCAGAAAAAAAUCUGGUUACACUUCCAGGAUAUUGUGUUGCCGGAACCAUUGGCCAUAAAUUGAUGUCUGGAAAACCUACCAAGAUUGAUUUGGACAAGGAUACCCAUGUUGAUGUCAGAUGUCAGAUCCAUCAGUUGUCAUUCAGUCCUCACACGGACUCCAAAGGGAUCAUGGAUCUUACAGAGUUUCUUUCACCCAGCCAUGUGAUUCUCGUUCAUGGUGAAAAGCCUCAGAUGGCCUUCUUGAAGGAUAGGAUUGAAUCCGAAUUGGGGAUGCCAUGCUAUUACCCAGCUAACAACGAAACCGUCUCCAUUCCGACAACUCACUAUCUGAAAAUAAACGCCACGGAGAAGUUCAUCACGAGCUGCACCGCUGCUCAGGCUAGAGAUGGUCUGGAGAAGGCAAACCUGCUAUGUGGCAACCAUCUGUCAGGAGUCGAUGGUGAUGCGAAGGCAGAUGAGGGCAUUCUUCUAAUGGAGAAGUCUAGGGCACCGAAAAUCUUGUGCGAGGAUGAGCUCCUUCAGUUGCUGGGCACGGAGCGCCAUUCCGUCCAAUUUGAGCCGCUGCUUAGCUCGAGGAUUGAAGAGGCACAAACCACCAUUGUAGAUGAUGUAGCCACCUGUGAGUGAAAUGUGUGGAUGUCUUUUAGUGUUUGCACCUCACUUUGGUUUUGGCCCUCUAGUGUCAGUCCAGGGCGCUGCACAAUGUAACAGCCCGAUGGUUUUAUCAGGGCAUCUCUCAGGGUAAAUGAAACUAAGUGCAUUUGUAAAAAAUAAUACAGUAUAAGAGUGACGCACUGCAGAAA
This is a messenger RNA of Lolium perenne, 2349 nucleotides long. RefSeq names its product cleavage and polyadenylation specificity factor subunit 3-II. Gene Ontology annotation, cellular component: nucleus. The record is from RefSeq and is a predicted model, not a curated record. Gene Ontology annotation, biological process: snRNA processing. Gene Ontology annotation, molecular function: RNA endonuclease activity. NCBI's taxonomy places the organism in Eukaryota, Viridiplantae, Streptophyta, Magnoliopsida, Poales, Poaceae.